AUGUUAGAAUUGAGGGGUGUAAGAAUCGAUGAGGUAAUAGAGAUUGAUAAAAACAUAAGGACAGUGGUAUUCGAAGCUGCUCAAUUAUCCAUAGGUUCAAGUGUAACAUUUGAUGAAGGAAACGAAUAUAUAAGUAUAUCGCAAUCAAAAGGU
Vavraia culicis subsp. floridensis is the source of this 153-nucleotide messenger RNA. RefSeq lists its product as uncharacterized. Lineage: Eukaryota; Fungi; Microsporidia; Pleistophoridae. The transcript has a single exon. The annotation marks the transcript as partial. The record is from RefSeq and is a predicted model, not a curated record.